GAUCGCUUUAUUGUUUAGUUGACGCGAGUCGCGCGGCGGGAACAUCCUGUGACAGUUCAUUUUCCCGCCUAAAAUUUGACAUUGACAGUGCCAUAGUGCAAUUUGUUUUAUUUUUUUAUUUUAUUUUUUUUAAAUUAAAAAUGGAUAUGCUCAGUAAGAUUCGGAGUCACCAGCGGACGCCGUCUGGGUCUAGGGACUUCAAGGAGGCGACGAAGCGCGAUGCCCUCGCCAGAGUUGAAGUGGAACUGGAGCGUCUGGUGGCCACCAUGCCAGAGACCAGGCGGCCACAGAUGCUCAAAGAGUUCCAAGGCUUCAAGAAUUUGUUUAGCAGAUUUCUGGCAGAACAGGGACCUUCCGUAACUUGGGAGAAGAUCGAGAAGCUUCCAGAAGGUGCUGUGAUCGAUUACGCGAGCCUGAAGACACCAACCACGGACAAUGUGCACCACAUGCUGGACAAGCUGGUUGUGGUCAAGCUGAACGGUGGCCUGGGUACCUCCAUGGGCUGCAAAGGGCCCAAGUCUGUCAUACAAGUGAGGAACGAGCUCACAUUCUUGGAUCUCACUGUACAGCAAAUUGAGCAUCUAAACAAGACAUACAAAUGCAACGUGCCCCUCGUACUGAUGAACUCGUUCAACACGGACGAGGACACGCAGAAGGUUAUCAGGAAGUACAAGGGGCUGAAGCUGGACAUCCACACCUUCAACCAGUCCUGUCACCCCAGGAUCAACCGGGAGUCGCUGCUGCCCAUCGCCAAAGAGGGAAAUGUUCACUCUGAUAUUGAAGCAUGGUACCCCCCCGGUCACGGAGACUUCUACGAGUCCUUCCACAACUCCGGUCUCCUGCAGAAGUUCAUCAAGGAAGGCAGAACAUACUGCUUCAUCAGCAACAUCGAUAACCUCGGCGCCACCGUCGACCUGAACAUCCUCAGCCUACUCCUCCAUCCUGACCCUCAGAAACCGAUAUCCGAGUUCGUCAUGGAAGUCACAGAUAAGACCAGAGCUGAUGUCAAAGGUGGAACUCUGAUCCAGUAUGAAGAUAAACUGAGACUUCUCGAAAUCGCUCAAGUCCCGAAAGAGCAUGUGGACGAUUUCAAAUCAGUCAGUCAGUUCAAAUUCUUCAACACCAACAAUUUAUGGGCGAAACUUGACGCUAUCCAAAGGGUAGUAGACCAGGGGUCUUUGAACAUGGAGAUUAUAGUUAACAACAAGCAUUUGGGUGAUGGUUUGAAUGUGAUACAAUUGGAGACAGCAGUCGGUGCUGCGAUGAAGUGCUUCGAAGGUGGUAUCGGAGUCAAUGUGCCGAGGAGCCGUUUUCUUCCAGUCAAGAAGACGUCAGAUCUUCUUCUCGUCAUGUCGAACCUUUACAGUCUUUCGCAUGGUUCUUUGGUGAUGUCUCCGCAAAGGAUGUUCCCUUCUACUCCGCUGGUGAAAUUGGGUGACAAUCAUUUCGCGAAGGUUAAGGAAUUCCUGAACAGAUUCGCUACGAUCCCAGACCUGAUUGAAUUAGACCAUUUGACUGUAUCUGGCGAUGUCACCUUCGGAAGAGGAGUAUCGCUUAAGGGUACCGUCAUAAUUAUAGCUAACCACGGAGAUAGGAUCGAUAUACCAUCGGGUGCGGUGUUAGAGAAUAAGAUAGUGUCAGGCAAUCUACGUAUUCUAGAUCAUUAGGCGCUUAGUCUAGAUACAGCUGAAGACAUUUAUUUUCUAAAUGUGUUAAAUUUCUUCUAUCUUCAGUUUGAUAUUAGAUCCUAAGUGGGUAGUGAAUUUAAUUUUUUAACUAUUCAUCUUAGUACAAUGUACGUUUAAAAAUAUACUUUAUUGUGAUUGCUUUAAGGUGUAUAAUUGCAUGGCAUGCUAUUGGGAUUUCUUAGGUUUAG
Molecule: messenger RNA, 1876 nt
Organism: Papilio machaon (common yellow swallowtail)
Lineage: Eukaryota; Metazoa; Arthropoda; Insecta; Lepidoptera; Papilionidae
Gene: UGP
Product: UTP--glucose-1-phosphate uridylyltransferase
Exons: 6
Coding region: 141-1667 (508 amino acids)
Biological process (GO): glycogen metabolic process; UDP-alpha-D-glucose metabolic process
Cellular component (GO): cytoplasm
Molecular function (GO): UTP:glucose-1-phosphate uridylyltransferase activity
Source: RefSeq, a predicted model, not a curated record